This is a messenger RNA of Menidia menidia (Atlantic silverside), 1961 nucleotides long. Lineage: Eukaryota; Metazoa; Chordata; Actinopteri; Atheriniformes; Atherinopsidae. The record is from the annotation of a GenBank genome assembly.
AUGCCAUCUUCUAGCACUCACUUUUGUUUUGCCACUUGCCACUCUGCAGCAAGAAAUGAUAGAGCUCAUGUGAUUUUCAACGGCCAUUGCCAAGACUGGGUCAGAGGGAUCUCUGGGAAAAACAUCUCUCUUCAGUUCACUUUCAAUGUUAGUGUCACAAAUGAGAGCAAAUUUGCCGUUUAUAUCACAGGAGAAAAGAAAAUCACUGAGUAUCCGACAUUCAGAAGCUGCUUUGACAUUUACCCCCAAAACUCAUCUGUGUUUUACCACAUCUCAAAUCUCACCUUGAAUAACAGUGAGCUAUAUUGGGCCAGUUUGUUUGACAAAUCAAAGCCAGCAGAAAUGAGUAAUAAAGUUUACCUGACCGUUCAAGAGGAUCCCAAAAACCCCACAGAUUCUUCGCUACCUUUUACACCCAAAAUUGUUACAGGCAGUGGAAGUUCCGAGUUCAUCUCCAAUAGAAAUUUGGCUGUCCUUGUGGUUACUCCUGUGAUGCUGCUAGCUGUUGGGCUGCCGUUUCUUCUCUGUUGCCUUAUAAAAACGAAAGAUAAACAACAUGAAGGACCACAGAGAAAUUCAAAUCCCACAGUACAGGAAUCUAUUGAGGGUUCCAUUAAUGCUCCUGGACCUUCGCUGAUCUACAGUGUGCUGGACUUCCCCAAAAGUCCUCAAGCAGUUGUGGAGUUUCACCCCAGUGAUACAGAGUAUGCCUCUAUCAGCUAUGCCCCGGAAAAACGACUGUGACUCACAUCUGCAAGCAGCCUUUAUCAGUUUAUACAUACUGCCUAACAAUAGAAGGAUGAUUAAAUCUGCCUCAUGGAACUGCUCAGGCUGUAGCUGAUUUGGCAAAAUGUCAAUAAGAAUUGCAUAUGGCCGAUCUGAGCUUAUGUUGUUCAUGGUUAAGAAAUACUUAAUUUUUGUUUUCUUCUCUCUACUUUGAGGCAAAGAUCCAGGAGAAAAAAGCAAAGUAAUGCUAUAAAUAUAAACACACUUCAGUAAGGGAACAUGCCACGAUAUUAACAUACAAAUUAUAGAUACAGAUCUGGGACAGACACUUUUACCCAAAAUGAACCAAUACAUUUUUCCUUUUCUAAGAGGAGAGUCAUUCUCACAUGUGAUUUAGGAACGAUAAUCUUCUUUUAAUGCCAUUUGUGUUAUUUUUCAUGUACUUUAAAGAGAAAAAAAGCCUGCCAGAAACUAAAGCUUAGGAACAUUUCUCACAUUUCUUAUCAGUUUACUAUCACAGUUUUGAUUGUUCACCUUCUUUAUAAUGAAACAAAACUGAAAGACUAAUCUAAGAUGCUUUCAUAACGUGCAAGCUGUGCCUAGCUAACGAUUGUUCUGCCAUGUCUAAAAUGUUGUCUGCUCAGAGGUAACAGGAGAGAUUUCCGUUGUUUAUUGGCAUCAGGUUUCACAUACACAUACAAAUACAUACAUACAAACUAUCGACACUAUCUCACUUAUAUUUUACCCGGCAUAAUCUUGAAGGUUCUCAAUUUGCUGGUGCUCACUUAAGUAUUUGAUUUGUCAGAUAGAUUUGUGCUGUUUUAGUUCUCAAGAGCGUUUUUUUUAGUGUUUGUGUGUGUGUGUUCAAAUUAUGCGAUGGAGUCAGACUUGCCAAAUAGUUGGCAGAGGAAAAAGCAGGCUGACUAUGUGUUCCGGAUGUUGCUCAUUACUCAGGAAGGAGAGCAACCAACUCAGCCAGUAAAUUAUGUCAGUGGUUUUUAAGAUAAGUGGUCUAGUAGGCAUGCAGCUAAACCCAGAAAGAAGAUUAUUUUCUUCUUUGAAAAGGCACAUUGGGAGAAAAAGCUGAUUUUGUGUCAGGAUACAAGCAUCUCACAUGUUAGAUUUCUACUUCUGUUACUUCCUCCCAAACUCAAGUUAUUUUGUGUUGUAGGAAAAAUGCACAUCUUUUAUUUGUUUUUGUAGUGAUAUAAUUGUAAGACAUGCCCUGUUUGUGA